Molecule: messenger RNA, 738 nt
Organism: Raphanus sativus (radish)
Lineage: Eukaryota; Viridiplantae; Streptophyta; Magnoliopsida; Brassicales; Brassicaceae
Product: cysteine-rich repeat secretory protein 34-like
Exons: 2
Coding region: 1-732 (243 amino acids)
Source: RefSeq, a predicted model, not a curated record
AUGAAAUUUUCAUUUUCUCUAUCUAAACUAUCUGUUUUCUUUAUCCUGGUCAUACCUUUCCUCAUUAUACAUAGUGUUUCGUCACUGAACCUUACCAAUGAAUAUAUCAACCACAAAUGCCUAUUUAAUCAAGGGAAAUAUAGAUCAGGGAGUAAGUACGAAGAAAACCUCAACCGUGCCUUCAACGUCAUGCGUGAUAACACGUAUGCUGAGACCGGUUUCACAGACACAGAUAUUGGAACAUCUCCUGAUUCUGUUACCAUCGUUUCCCAGUGUCGUGGUGACACUUAUGGGUCUAAAUGUCAUACAUGCCUCGACGUCGCAGUCGCAGGGUUACGUAAGAGAUGUCCGUGGAACAAAGGGAGAAUAAUAUGGUACGACCAAUGUUUUAUAUAUAUUACUACGACCGGUGUAGAAGUUCCAUAUAGGACUGACUACAAGAAUAUGUUUUCUAUUCACAACCACAAUAACGUGAGAGGAGAUGUAAAACUUUUCACCAAUAGAGCAAUGGAUUUUUUCUCUGAACUAACACUUAAAGCCGAGAAACACGUCUAUGAUGGCUUCGGCCUCAUAUAUUACGCGGCAGGAGAAAAGAAGCUCGGAAAAAAUAAAUUAUAUGCAAUGGUGCAGUGUCUAGGACUAACGUUAGAUUGUACAAGUUGUUUGACAGUGAGUGUUAAGAAGCUUUUUGAGAAUGGAAAUAUUAAACAAGGAGCAAGAAUUUGGGUAUAAACUGUG